GCUCAGCGCGAUGGAGUACGAGGGCAGGACCAGUACUAAAUGUAAAGAUCCAGCAGAACUUUCUAACUCAAGUCAAAGAAUCAAGAAAUUCAGAGAAUGAUCAGAGCAGCGAGUGCGAGUGGAUGGAUGCUGCAUCAUAUCUAGAUAGACUUGGAAAAAAUAGGCCCAUGUCUUUACUGUUUUGAACAGGAGAACUGGUGGACUUUUCAGCGAGAGACAUGAUCCCCCCUUGUAGUUCUAGUAGCCCUCGUCGCAGUAUCAUACCAAAAAGAUAUCUUGUUCUUCAUAUUCGAAAAGAUGUCUUGUUCUUCUUCAUAUUCGAAAAGAUAUCUUGUUCUUCAUAUUUGUAAGGCAGAGAAACAUAUAAGUAAAAAAGUUGUAGAAAUUCCGCUUGGAAGUACUUCGUUCUAGUGAAGACAUUAUAUCCAAAUCCAUCGCAACAAAAGCACAUAAACGACCCAGCUCUUUUGCUUUUCAUUCUCUCAAAAAUGUUCUCUUCAACAUAUCAUCGCUCAUUAUUCUUGUUCAUUCUCGACUUUGUCUCGGAUAGAUUCUUAACACUAUAAGUUCUUCUACAACUACCCCUUCGACAUAUUCUAUCGCAAAACAAGUACUAUGAUUCCACCAAAAGGAGGUCUACGUGCCAGCAAUAUCCCUAACGCUCUUCGCGCCGGAGCCAGUACAGUAUCUUUCUGCCGUGAUAUUGGGUCUCAUAGUGGUACUUCCGGAGGAGGGACAAGUGAGUCAUCAACAAGUAAUACAUCUUCAAGAACAACUAGUACAACCUCAACAAGCACGACCGCCGAAUGCAAUAACAUCUAUAUCCACAAGAUGUCACACAGUUACACUGGAGGAGGCGCGGAUGCUGCCGCAACUUCUAGUACCAGCAUUUUGGAAGAAGGCCUAAGCCGUCAAUAUGGCAAACUUCUGCGGAUGCAGAGAGACGGGGUCCGGACAGCGGAGAGCGCUGUCCCACUUUUGGCUGCUGGUGCACGGCUGACUGCUCAUUUCAUAACCGGCGUGGCUGGUGAUCUGUUGAACACAGAACAUCAAAGUGGCACUGGCACUUCUGGAGAUCAAGAUCAGGUUGACAGUGCAAGUAGAAGGCGAGCUUCUUCUUCUGGUGCUUCUUCUUCGUAUUCCAGUGGUAGUGGAGGUGGACGGCUUCAGGAUCAUCAAACAAGGGCUGGUGUCCCACCACCAGAUGCCCCAGUAACUCAGUCUUUGACAGCGAAGUUUCGGGACUUCUGUCUAGAACAUACGGACAAAUUCGAAGCGAGUGCGAUGCAGAAGUUGCAGCAAUCCAAGAUAGACUUGACCACAAAGUUGAGGGACAACCACCACCUGGACCAGAACGACGACGCUUCUGCUUCGGGUCUGCCUGAAUUUGCGCAGAAUGAUCCUGGAUUUCAAGCUGUUUUCCGGAUAUUCGACGGUCUUCCUAGAUUCAUCGGACCCUUGAGGGAGCAUCGCUCACCAGGAAAAUUGAAUGCUGCUCUGCUUCACUUUGUAGACCUACAGAAACACUUUUUGAGACGCGGCUUUGAGCCUCCAGCUGAGGCACCAAGUGCGAUCGAUACUCUGAUUCGCAAGAUGCUGUUAGGGACGUCGGAUGCUCUGGGAGGUAGUGCGGCUUCGAAUGCUGGCGCAGUACAGAAUGAAGAUCUUGCUCAGCAGGGGAGGACAACUACUCAGCCCACGACUCGAGCAUCAACAACAUCGUCUUCUAGUACUUCUUACACUCCAAACCCACAAUAUCACAACGACGCCAAUCUUGAUCCUGAUACCAACUCGAACUCCACUUCAUCGUCACUUCAACCCGAACAAAUCCGCAACAUGUAUCGCAGUAUGAUAUACUGCAAGUGCAUUUACAAAGCCUGUUUGGUUGACAUCAGUGACCUCGCACGAACCAGUGAAACUCGAUUCGAGGACUAUCUGAACCGUGAAGCAGUAAGAAUGGAGCGUUGGGGAUAUUGGUCGACGAACAACGGCCCUGGUGAGGUUGAGGAAGGUGGAGAUGAAAGAAGUUCAAGCUCUACUUUUACCACUAGGUGGAGCUCCUCGACAACUACGUCAACUUCAACACCGAACAAUGUUGAAGAUUUUUCGUCAUUUUUUGUGAACAUUCCAGCAUCAUCGUUACAGUCUUCAGCGAAUAGUCCUCACCAGCAAAGAAGUGCUUCAACAUCCUUCACCAGACAGGCAUCCUCGUCUGGCACUAAGCUGCGCAUGGAAGUAGCUUUCUGUGAGCUCAACUCCAAGCCUUUUCAUCCAGCGUGCGCUGUUCUAAUAGACCACGCCGAUCGCGCAGUUGUAGUCGUCAUUCGCGGAACUCUGAGUGCUAAUGACUUACUAACAGACUUGGUUUCGGAUGCGCAGCGGGUGGAAGCUAGGCAUUUUCCGAUCUUUGUUGACCAAGUCGAAGCUAGGGAGGGUUUCUAUGGAACUAGGCCACAAAUUCUAGAUCCUGAAGGUGCUUCAUCUGAAAACCUCCAGGAUGCAGAUGCACACGUUGAAAAUCAAGAUGUAUACUACGUUCAUGAAGGAAUGUUCCACUCGGCACAAAACCUAUCAAAAAUGCUUGGAAAACCAGUGCUGAAAUGUCUGAGGAAGCUGAAUCAAGACUGUACUUCUAGUACUAGUCUUAGUGAACAAGCAUUUUCCGAUACCAAGGAAAGAUCAUCCUCUCCAGAAAAAAGGAGAAAAGUCGAAGAACAAGAACAUAACGAAGAACAAGAACAUAACGAUCAAGGUAGGAGCUCAUCAGCUACAUCAACAUCAACUAGAGCUGCCAGUAGAACAAGGCUCCCCUACAAGCUCGUGAUCACAGGACACAGUCUCGGAGCUGGAACUGCUGCUUUGCUUUAUGCCAUGUGGGACCGAUCAGAGGCUUUUCGGGACAUUGAAAUGCACGGCUACUCUCAUGGCGUUCCGCCUGUCUGCAGUCGGAAUCUGGCUUUCAAUGUACAACCAGGAACAAAAAUUGGUAGUGGAGGAAAGCAAGGCAGAGGAGCUAUUCAAGAUGGUCCUCUUGGUGGUGAAGGCGGUGGACGAGCUGAUGCUCUUGGCUCUUCUUCAGAACAAAACCCACCUCCGAGCACUGGCACUGCCUCGAAGAUACGAAACAACAAAAACGACCCGCCAACGCUUCAUAUUUUCUCCAGUACCGCUUUAGGUUGGGACGUCGUCUGCCGGUUGUCACAAUGCGCCUUGCUGAAUCUACGACACUGUGUCGACGAAUUGUGCGACAUUCGUCAACGAGAAGACAAUGGCACGCCAGCUGCUUUGCGAGACGACCUUCUCCAACGUGGCAUCUGGGAAACGCUUCAAGCUGUGCGGCUCUCAAGAACGGCAUUGGAGGAAGAGGGUGGCAUUGAAGCUCAAAUGCUACCGCCAGGAGGGAAAAUAUUCUUCAUGCCGGAUAGGUCCAAGAUGUUGCGCGCGUUUGGGGAAUCGUCGAAUGAGGAAGACCACGCAGCUGCUGGUAAUAGUCCUAGUAUAGUUAAGGCUACCCCUAAUCCAUCUCUAUAGGAAUCCCUCAACAAUAUGCAUCCCCAUACAAGGGGAAUACUGUGGCAUAUUGUUGAGGGAUGGCCACAGGGAUGAAUUAGCGAGAGCUCUAAUAUAGUACAGGAGAGUUCGCCACAACUUGGUGAAGGUAGUUGUGGCGCAGAUGAACCUCCUGCCGGUCAAAAUGAAACGGCAACGGCAAGUAGUGCUGCUUCAUCUUUCUCUUUCCCAAACUUUUUCGCAGCAUUUGCUCCACCACCCACAGCUGCUGAAGCAAAUGCAACUACAUCGGCAGCACACGGACAAGCAUCUCGACAAAAUUAUAGUACUGAAGAACAACAACAAUCCGCUACCGCGACACCGCCAUACCUGUGGAAGGAUUCCAAAUUUUUUGAUCAGAUUGUACUAAGUGGGUCGAUGUUCCGCAUUCAUAUGCCAGAGCAAUAUGAACGAGCUCUGCGAACGGUCCUGAAAGAAGAACAUGGACAUACGGUGUUUACAAGAAGGCACUGAAGCGAUAGGAUGGACACAAGAACAAGUAAAAAUUGCUGUACUAUUAAGUACUACCAUGAGCCAUAACCAUUACCAUUUUUCUUGAAGACAUUGUUGUUGAGUUACCGCUUGUUUAGUAGUCCCCAUCGAUUGAUCACUAUCUCAUUGACACGAUCGCGACCACUACAUAUGAAAUAACCAUGCCUGUGGAAGAUGUUAUCAUUUGGAUGCCACGACCCGCCGCAGCCGUGGCAGGAGGCGUGGCCGCAGCACCAUUUAUUCUUCUUUCAUCGACGAAUUUACACAUCAUUUAUACUUAGAAGUUCUUUUCUUCACGCAAGAAAAGCUGUAGCGCGCUUUGUACAGCCAUGGUUUAUCGACUUUUUACAUGAGAAAAAAAAAAAUUUUCGUCCACGGCCACCAUGAUGUGACUAAUAGUCAAACAGAAACCGCACUACAACCGGAGCACUUCGACUAGUUGUACCGCCCAUGCGAAGCCACACUUUUCUCAUUCUCUUCAACAUCACUUUCAUGCUUUCAGGUCCUCACCGACUCGCUUGGCAAAGUCAACCGUUUCCCU
Amoebophrya sp. A25 is the source of this 4582-nucleotide messenger RNA. Lineage: Eukaryota; Dinophyceae; Syndiniales; Amoebophryaceae. The record is from the annotation of a GenBank genome assembly.